AUGAGCGAAAUUGAUACUAGAACUAGUGCUGAAAAUGAGGAGCAGCAGUUGCAACAUUUUUCCAAAAAUGACUCUCAAUCAACAUCGUCUUUCAAUUCGUUUAAUGAUAAGGAGGAGAUACGAAGGAGGCUAGCAUUCGAAAUUGAUGAUGAUGAUCCAAUUGCUCAGUACAAGCUGAGUCGCAAGUCGCGUAAAUCACUGUCGGCGCGCAUGCAAAAUAUCGAUAGCUUACAAAUAUGCUUUCUCAAUGAGAAUAAUGAAAGCUAUACAUUUGAAGACUUGAACAAUCACUCGAGUGUCGACAACAACAAUGAUAUCAUUAUGCAAAACCGAAUCUACUACUUAUUUAAGAAACUGCAGAAGGAAGACUUUGAUUUAGACAAAGUGUGUCUAUUUAGUGAUAUUGAAAAGCCAAAUGACAAGGCCAAGUUUCCUGAGUACCAUUCAAAGCUGUACACUGAGGCGAAGCUGGCACUGUCUCAGGUUAAAGAAAUAUGCAAGCUUCGAAUAAAGUUAGAGAAGCAACAUGAACAAGAUCUUACGCCGUCAAUUUACGAUCUAAUUCACAAUUUGCCAAGUGACUUUCAAAAAGACGUCUCAAAGUUUAACAGGCCGAUUCUGAAGCGUCUUCGAAUUUCUGAACUGCAAUUAAUUGUUAAUGACAUGUUUAGCAAAAUUGAAAAUUUAAAUGGGAGCCUGGUUAAAAUGUUAAUUCAGCGUGAUGAACUCUACAUGGAGCAAGACUCGCUUCUUGUUGACAUUGAAGAUCUCACCAAGUUUCUGUGA
Molecule: messenger RNA, 786 nt
Organism: Rhagoletis zephyria (snowberry fruit fly)
Lineage: Eukaryota; Metazoa; Arthropoda; Insecta; Diptera; Tephritidae
Source: RefSeq, a predicted model, not a curated record